Messenger RNA from Centruroides sculpturatus (bark scorpion), 1815 nucleotides. RefSeq names its product protein unc-119 homolog B-like (gene unc-119). Lineage: Eukaryota; Metazoa; Arthropoda; Arachnida; Scorpiones; Buthidae. Gene Ontology annotation, cellular component: cilium. Gene Ontology annotation, molecular function: lipid binding. The transcript is spliced from 5 exons. The coding region runs from base 85 to 786 and encodes 233 amino acids. The record is from RefSeq and is a predicted model, not a curated record. Gene Ontology annotation, biological process: nervous system development; cilium assembly; lipoprotein transport.
GAAGAUAUUUCUCUCCAGGGAGCGCUGUUGAUGGGAGUGUUUUCUUGCAGCCGAAAGUUUUUGGAAUGAUCGUUUGGUUCGAUCAUGAGCGCCGUUAAGAGCAGUAAUACCAAUUCUAGCACGAGAAAGCGAUUGCUGAGACAAAGUAAAUCGAGAAAAGAUCAUCCUGCAUUAGAUCUAGAGCCCACGACCGAAGAUGAACUGCUACAGAAGGAUUCGAUUUCGCCAGACGACGUCUUGAGAUUAACUAAAAUAACGGAAAAUUAUUUAUGUUCUCCAGAAGCAAAUGUCUAUGACAUUGAUUUUACACGUUUCAAAAUCAGAGAUAUGGACACUGGAACAGUAUUGUUUGAAAUUGCAAAACCACCACCUCCAGAUGAUGAUGAUUGUACAGAUGAAGAUCAGGAUCAAGAAGAUACAGAUCCAAAUGCCGGUAGAUUUGUACGCUACCAGUUCACUCCCCAGUUUCUAAAAUUGAAGACUGUCGGUGCAACAGUGGAAUUUACAGUGGGCGAUAAACCUGUCAAUAAAUUUCGCAUGAUUGAAAGACACUUUUUCAGAGACAAGCUGUUAAAAACUUUUGAUUUUGAGUUCGGAUUUUGCAUUCCUCACAGCAAAAACACGUGCGAGCAUAUAUACGAAUUUCCUACUCUUAGUUCUGAAAUUUGUGAAGACAUGAUUAACAAUCCAUUUGAGACACGUUCCGACAGUUUUUAUUUCGUGGACGACCGGUUGAUAAUGCAUAACAAGGCAGACUAUGCAUACAAUGGAGGUUUACAACAAUGAAUUUUCAUGAGCAACAUGUUGCACCGUACUCGUUUGUAAGUCUUCAGGGUCCAUGCUUUAUCACAAUGUAACACUAGGCAUUUAUAAAAAAGAAAACAAAAUGUCUGUUUAUCCCUCAGUGUUACUGGCACUGCUCAAUUACAUGUGGAAAAAAAAAAAGCCAGAGUUUUGUAAAGUGUUGUAGAGGACAUAUUUUUGUGCCCACCCUUACAUUCCAGAACAAAUUAGAAACAAAAAUUUCAGUAAAAAAUGAUUUGGUUUCGAGUAACAUUUUACAGAAUUUAAAAAUCAAAUUUCGCCACGGACGUAGUGUUUAAAGUGUGGUUUGUCCCGUACACUCACUAGUCGACUUAAACUUGUUUUUGAGGAGGGAUUUUAUUUCGCGUAUUAUGCCAUUUUUUUUUUUUUUUUAAUUUAUUUCCUAGACAAAAGAUUUAUAUAAAUAUAUCUUAUGUGUAUAUAGGUAUGCGCUCCAUAAAUUAUUACAUAUUUAAUUGAGCAUAUUGCAGUAGAUUUUUAUGUCAUGUAUAACUUAUAAAUAUGCAUAUACAGUAUACAUACGUAGUAAAUAUUUAGAUUAGACGUCUGAUAUCAUUAUGUAUUUAAGCAUUAAGAUGUAUUCUCGUUACAUGUUUCAUCGAAUGUAUAUCUGGAAGUGCCUGAAGGCUGUCUAUAUGUAUAUAAGUAGAUAAUUGGCUGAAAGACUUUAAAUUUUAAUUUAAAAUCAUGCCGAUGAUUGAGCAUAACAUACACAGGCUUUGAGUUGUUAAUUAGAUUUUUUUGUAUUAAUUAAAUUAAAAGGUUUUUAAUAGAAAGACCGAGAAAAUUUUAUGACAAAAUUUUGAAAUUUAAAAAUAUUUCGGUGCCAAUGUAAUUGGUGUUUGAUUUACAACAGAAGUAGAUUUUUUAACUUGACGAAUUGAUAAAUAAAUAAAAAAUUUUGCUAGCGACUGUCUUCGUAGGUCACGAUCAUCUACCAAAACCAAAAAAAAAAAAAAAAAGUAAUAAAAAUUAGUUUGAUUUUUAAAA